AACCGGAAAAGGCGUGGUCCGAUGACGUAAGGGAUAUUUUGCUAACUGUUAGCUCGUGAGCUAACUCCCACAUUGCCGACUUUUAUCAAAUCAAUCUGGCCGAUUUAAGGAGCUUUUGUUAUUUAUUUAUUUAUUUUUUUUAAUAUCAGUGAAACCAGCGUGAAUGUUCUGUGAUAAACAGAAAGAAGACGACAUGAACGGAAGUACGAACCCGCUGCUGGACAAAGAGGAGCAUGUUUUAAAGCUGGGAGAAAGCUUCGAGAAGAGGCCCAAGUCCUCCUUCCACACCAUUAGAUAUGAUUUCAAGCCAGCCUCCAUCGACACGAGCUGCGAAGGAGAGCUGCAUGUCGGCAAAGGGGACGAAGUCACCAUCACGCUGCCUCACAUUCCGGGCUCCACGCCACCGAUGACGGUGUUCAAAGGCAACAAGCGGCAGUACCAGAAGGACUGCGUGCUCAUCAUCAACCACGACACCGGAGGAUUUGUCCUGGAGAAGCUGAGCAGCAGCAUCCAGGUGAAGAAAACCAGGGCGGAGGGCAGCAGUAAGAUCCAGGCUCGCAUCGAGCAGCAGGCGGUCCGCACCAACAUGCCCGGCCCUCAGUUCCGGGCCCCGACGAAGCCCGGCGUGGCCGUCAAGACAUCGCCGUCUCCGUCCCCCUCCAAGGACAACUCCUCACCCGAGCCGCAGCUGGACGACAUCAAAAGAGAGCUGCGGGCGGAGGUGGACGUCAUCGAGCAGAUGAGCAGCAGCGGCAGCAGCUCGUCCGACUCGGCCAGCGGCGAGGACAGCAGCGACGGCGAGCACGAAGCCCCGCGCCCGCCCGCUCCCCCCUCGCCCGGACGCCACCCCCUCGCCAACGGAGGCGAGCGGCAGCCGCCUGGCGACAACCAGCUCUUGAACACGCUUCGAAGCGACCUCCAGCUCAGCGAGUCGGGCAGCGACAGCGACGACAACUGAUUGGCCCCGCUCCCCCUCGCACGAGCAGAAGCAGCAACACCCAGAGUGUAUUUUUUGAUGUACAUUUGAUUUUCUACAAGAGUGUAGCUGUAUAUUUUAGAAGGAAGUAUUUUAUUUUCUCUACUUUUGUUUUAACUGACUUCUGAGAGCAGGAAGAGGUGACCUCUCCUCCUCGCAUCUUUUAGCAGAGAGGAUUGUGGGUAAACUUGCACACUAGCAGAGCUCCAAAAAAGGGAAAAUGUCCGGUGUUAACCACUAAGUGUGUUUUACUCAGACUACCUUGAAAUGUUGUGUUCCCGAUCACCUUUUUGUUGACUUUUUUUAGUUAGUGGUGUGCUACUUUCCAGUAUAUUUAUCUUUUGUCGUCUUGCUUGUUUCCUUAAGGGAUGUGUACAUAAAAAAAGGUAUUUAAAUAAAAGAUACAAAGUAGAAAGGAGUCGUGAGUGGAAAACGGCUUUUAAAAUUCAUGUAUUUUUUAGUUGAGCCGCGAAGAAUCGACCUCGUGUUGGCUGAAUGAUGCCUCUGUGAUUGUGUGGCACACUCAUUGGCGCGGGGUUUCUGCGUAUCAUUAAACGUUAUCAAAUGGAUUUGACAAAAAUUAAGGCCUUGAAAAGCCUUAAAUACCAGAGGCAUUUGAAAAAGAAAAAAAAACUACAAUUAUACGCCAAAGAUUGUCAAUAAGUCAAUUAAUUGAACAAUAAAGACAACAUACAUUUUAAA
Messenger RNA from Nerophis ophidion (straightnose pipefish), 1678 nucleotides. It is a transcript of the gene eaf1, whose product is annotated as ELL associated factor 1. The record is from RefSeq and is a predicted model, not a curated record. The transcript is spliced from 6 exons. Gene Ontology annotation, cellular component: super elongation complex. NCBI's taxonomy places the organism in Eukaryota, Metazoa, Chordata, Actinopteri, Syngnathiformes, Syngnathidae. Bases 164 to 958 code for a protein of 264 amino acids. Gene Ontology annotation, biological process: positive regulation of DNA-templated transcription; regulation of transcription elongation by RNA polymerase II. Gene Ontology annotation, molecular function: transcription elongation factor activity.